AUCCCUACCUUGGGGGGAGUCUUUUGCAGAGAGUGUGAGACCAGCUCAGAUUCCAACUCCUCUUGUACUCUAGCUCUGCAGCUUCAGUAGCUCCUUAGUAAUACCUAGCAAUUUCCCUAAGUGUCAGCUGCAGCUGCUGUAGGGAAACAAGAAAAAGGAAGGCGGGAGCAUUAUCUAGGUACCACUGAGUUCGUGCGGAGCUGCUGGAAAGAAAGGAAAAGAAGGGAAAGAGGCAGCCGCAGAGGCGGCGGCGGCGGCGGCGGCGGCGGCAGCAGCAGCAGCAGCAGCAGCUGUGAGGUUCUGCUUUGCUCAAGGCUCCUCAAUCUGCUGUACAUACGCGGCUCUGGAGGUUCUUUUUCUCUCCUACAGGGGAAGGCGAAGGCUCCCCUAUGAACCGCAAGACAAGCGAGAAUGUGGAAUAUACCCUGCGGAGCCUGAGCAGCCUUAUGGGCGAGAGGCGGAGGAAGCAACAGGAUCCAGACUCGGCCAUCGCUUCUGGAGAACAGAGCCUCAUUGCUGCCACCGAGUCAUUCUGCAGCUUGCAGGGGAGUGGUGGCCCAGGCCCAGGCUCCAGCACCUACCUGGGCAACAGCGGGGAUCUGGAGAGGGCGGCGCGGCGGCAAUUCCAGCAGAACGAGACCCCUUCCUUCGUCUACAUACUGUCCGUCUUCUCAGCCCUGGGCGGCUUCCUGUUUGGCUAUGACACUGGAGUCGUGUCGGGGGCUAUGCUGCUCCUGAAGCGGCAGCUCAGCCUGGACACGCUGUGGCAGGAAUUGCUGGUGUCUGGAACUGUGGGGGCGGCUGCCGUCUCGGCAUUGGCCGGCGGGGCCCUCAACGGCGUAUUUGGCCGCCGUGCCGCCAUCCUGCUGGCCAGUGCCCUCUUCACUGCUGGCUCCGUGGUACUGUCGGUGGCGCAGAAUAAGGAAACGCUGUUGUCGGGCCGAGUUGUUGUGGGACUCGGGAUCGGUAUUGCUUCCAUGACAGUACCAGUGUACAUUGCAGAGGUUUCUCCACCCAAUCUAAGAGGCAGAUUAGUUACUGUUAACACGCUAUUCAUCACAGGAGGGCAGUUCUUUGCAAGUGUUGUUGAUGGAGUUUUCAGUUAUCUUCCAAAGGAUGGAUGGAGGUAUAUGCUGGGCCUUUCAGCUAUCCCAGCAAUAAUACAGUUCCUUGGAUUUCUCUUUCUACCGGAAAGCCCAAGAUGGCUCAUUCAGAAAGGACAGACUCAGAAAGCUCGAAGAAUUUUAUCACAAAUCCGAGGCAACCAGACAAUUGAUGAGGAAUAUGAUAGUAUCAGAAACAAUAUUGAAGAGGAGGAAAAAGAAGUUGGUUCAGCUGGACCUGUGAUCUCCAGAAUGCUGACAUACCCUCCAACUCGCCGAGCUUUAAUUGUGGGUUGUGGCCUACAAAUGUUCCAACAGUUAUCAGGCAUUAACACCAUCAUGUAUUACAGUGCUACCAUUUUGCAGAUGUCAGGAGUUGAAGAUGAUAGACUUGCGAUAUGGCUAGCCUCAGUUACAGCUUUCACAAAUUUCAUCUUCACACUAGUAGGAGUCUGGCUUGUUGAGAAAGUGGGCCGAAGAAAACUUACACUUGGUAGCUUAGCAGGUACUUCUGUAGCGCUCAUUAUCCUUGCUUUGGGAUUUUUGCUGUCAGCUCAGGUCUCACCACAAAUCUCUCUUAAGCCAACAGCUCCUUCAGAUCAGAACUCUUCUUGCACAAAAUACAGUUCCUGUGAUGGAUGCAUGCUUGAUCCAGGCUGUGGAUUCUGCUAUAAGAUGAACAAAUCAGAUGUGGUUGACUCCUCAUGUGUUCCAGUCAAUAAAGCAUCAGCAAAUGAGGCUGCCUGGGGCAGGUGUACUAAUGAAACCAAAUUCAAAGCAGAAGAGUUAUUUUGGGCUUACAAUUUCUGUCCAACUCCAUAUGCCUGGACUGCACUUUUGGGCCUUAUUUUAUAUCUCGUUUUCUUCGCACCUGGAAUGGGACCAAUGCCUUGGACAGUGAAUUCUGAAAUCUAUCCACUUUGGGCAAGAAGUACAGGAAAUGCAUGUUCAUCUGGAAUAAAUUGGAUUUUCAAUGUUCUAGUUUCACUGACCUUUCUACAUACAGCAGAGUACCUUACAUAUUAUGGAGCCUUCUUUCUCUAUGCUGGAUUUGCUGGUUUGGGACUCAUUUUCAUCUAUGGUUGUCUUCCUGAGACCAAAGGGAGAAAACUAGAGGAAAUUGAAUCAUUGUUUGAAAACAAAUUAUGUACAUGUGGUACUUUAGAUUCUGAUGAAGGGAGAUACAUAGAAUACAUUCGGGUGAAGGGAAGCAAUUAUCAUCUUUCUGACAAUGAUGCUUCUGAUGUGGAAUAAGUUUCAGCUGCUGACCUAUACAAACUUUAAAAAAAAAUCUUCUGGGGGAAGAAUAAUAGCUUUUGGUGACUUUACUAUCCUAUUUCUGGUUUGGUUCUCUUUUAUUUGGUUCUUUUUACAGUCUAGUUUUAAAUAUCUUCAUAAUUCUAAAAUAAUUAGAAAAAUAAUAUGAGAAAUUUUAUUCAGGAGCAGAAAUAAGAAAUUUGGUUCACAGAUAUUUUAAUCUACCAAUUCUUGGCCAAAAUUUGGUAGUUUCUGAUUAGUCUAAAAUGCAUUUAGUCCUCUGACAUCCUUAUUUCCUGACUAAUAUAUUUAUGACAAUAUAGCAAAUAGAAAAUAAUCUAAAACAUUAAAAUGUGAUUUACUUCUACAUGAAAAGAUUUUGGCUGCUAUAUGGCGGUGUUACUUCCCCAAAAUGCCAUACCUGAAAUCAGUUUGAUCAACCAUAAUUUACCUAUUAAUGGCUAUUAAUUAAAAAAGAUUAUUUAAAGUUAUAUCAAAGUACAAAGAGUCUCUCCUAUAAGAAAGAUACAGAUCUAUUUCUCACCAUUAUAGUUUAGUAGAGUUUCUCUUUGAGGCCAAAUCAGGUUCUAAGAGAAGAUGCAAUAGACUGAUUCUGCAUUUAGAAUCUUUUGAGGAUAAUUUUGCUGUCCUAAACUGGCACACACAAGCUAAUACAGUUUGAUGACUGCAUUUUAUUUGCCAGUAUAAGAUUAAAAGGGUUUCACUGGAUUCUCUAAUUAAAUAAUAAUUUAGGUACCCAUUUACAAACAAAAAAUAACAUAAGACCACCAACUAUUUGAGGAAAUACUUUUUAUGGUUGCUAAAAUACCAAUUGAUAAUUACUUCUGGCUUAUCGAUAUUCAUGUUCUGCUUGUUUUUCUUUUAUUAGCAUUAUGCAAAUA
This is a messenger RNA of Phascolarctos cinereus (koala), 3262 nucleotides long. RefSeq names its product solute carrier family 2 member 13 (gene SLC2A13). The record is from RefSeq and is a predicted model, not a curated record. Gene Ontology annotation, cellular component: apical plasma membrane. Lineage: Eukaryota; Metazoa; Chordata; Mammalia; Diprotodontia; Phascolarctidae. Gene Ontology annotation, biological process: transmembrane transport; myo-inositol transport. Gene Ontology annotation, molecular function: myo-inositol:proton symporter activity.